AUGAUAUCGUCAAGGAAAUAUAAAGGAUGUGGUUUUAGAGCUGCAUUGCUCAUUGUCAAUAUCUUCGCCUUCGCUCUCAUGUCUCUACACUACGUAUCUGGAGCUCAUGAUCAUCAACAAAAAGAGAAGGAACCGGUUCUGGGUUCAGAGCCUCCCGUGUGUGCGAGCAAGUGCCUGAACUGCAACCCUUGUCUUCCUUAUCUGUUUGACAUUUAUGGUUCUCGUGAUGAUGAUUAUAGUGAACCACCAUAUUAUCCCGUAAGAUGGGUCUGUAGAUGUAGCGACGGAGUAUUUGAACCGUAAGAAUGGUAUUUAUAUGUAUUUUUAUGUGUGUUUCUUCUCAUGGAUAUUCAUGUUUGAUGGUUUAUAUAUAUAAUAUAUCAGAGAAAAUAAAA
Capsella rubella is the source of this 395-nucleotide messenger RNA. Its product is annotated as EPIDERMAL PATTERNING FACTOR-like protein 8. Lineage: Eukaryota; Viridiplantae; Streptophyta; Magnoliopsida; Brassicales; Brassicaceae. The transcript is spliced from 2 exons. The record is from RefSeq and is a predicted model, not a curated record. The coding region runs from base 1 to 303 and encodes 100 amino acids. Gene Ontology annotation, biological process: guard cell differentiation; stomatal complex development.